Molecule: messenger RNA, 1776 nt
Organism: Thermochaetoides thermophila DSM 1495
Lineage: Eukaryota; Fungi; Ascomycota; Sordariomycetes; Sordariales; Chaetomiaceae
Exons: 2
Coding region: 1-1776 (591 amino acids)
Source: RefSeq, a predicted model, not a curated record
AUGGCAAGCGACAACCUAGCCGAGAACACCCCCCUCCUCUUUAGUGCCGACAACCAGUCAUCGGCCACCGCCACAGCUCCUCGCUCUGUACGCCCACCGCGUAACGUCACCUUCAACCCGAACCCAGUCACCCGGACUAUUGAGCCGGAUACGGCCUACGGAGAGCUGAGUCCCUCCAACUACACGCAACAGCAACAGCAACAGCAACAGCAACAGCAACAACCGCAAUCCCACCGCCAUUCCAUCCCCUCCUCCUCCAGCCCGUCAUCUGCGUCCCUCUCGGCACUGAAUAGCAGACUUCGGAGACGAAACAGCCAUGGCGGGCCUGGCUCGGGGCCGUUAGGAGGGUAUGGCAGUGGUGGUGCAGGGUCGGUCGGUAGCACCAGCGGCGCGAGCCUACCUCUUGCCGGGACAGGUGGUGCCGGAGCACUCAAAAUCGGCCCGCAGCGGAGUACCGCAAAGGCACAGAAGUUGAAGCUGUUGCCAAACCCGGAGCCGGAAGAGGAUCAUGAGGAGGUGGACGAGGAGACGAGUCGCGAUGUGUACUCGCAGUAUACAAGGAUCAAAGACCCGACCGCCAGGAGGGAUGCGGCUCGGCUGGGGAAAGCGGAUCGGGACAGGCUGCCGAGGGUCACGGCGUACUGCACGGCGAAUAAGUACCAGAUGGAUGCGCUCAUGCAUUGGCUAAAGGGUCGUGGUAGGAUGCGAGGGGCCAAUCCGAAGCGGAUUGAUGAGUGCAUCUAUACGCCGUAUAAUUAUGGGUCUAAGCAGCUUGCAGCUAAUCGGGAGAGGAGGCAUGCUGCUACAGGGGAUUUGCUUGGUCUUGAAGGGGGAGAGGCGGGAGAGAAUGGGGUGUCAGGAGCACGGACAGAGCCGUGUGACUCGUCGUUGGUUAGCAAUGGGCCAUCGGCUCUCUCACGAGAAUCUUCUCAGCAAGCCGGCGAGUCCCAAGAAAGCACCGAACCUGACUACAGCGUUCACCAACGCCUCGACUUACUCGUCGUCGACGAAGAACAUUCCCGCCCCGCCAGCGCAGGCCUCGACAUCCGAGUUGGCACGCCUGAAAUUUUCCUCUUCGAAUACGGCGUCGUCGUGAUCUGGGGCAUGACAGAGGCCCAGGAACGCCGGUUCCUCCGCGAGCUUGAAAAGUUCGAGAUUGAGAAACUCGCCCAAAGCGACGUGGAAACGGAAAAAUUCAACUUUUACUACACCCACGAGUACCAAGCACGCAUCUACAAUGACUUCAUUGCCCUCCGGCGCACCGAGGACGAUGGCAGCGGCGGCACCCGCAGCGGGAGCUACAUGACCAAGCUCGCCAUCUCCCACGCUCUAGCACAAUCAGUCAAGACCUCGCUGUUCGAGGAACUCAUUGCGGCGACAAUUGAAGAGACAAAAAACAUACCCGCGCAGCUGGCAUACACGGGCAAGAUCAACCUGCCGCGGCGCGAUAUCAACAAGCAGAUUGGCGAGCUGUUCAUUUUACGUAUCGCCAUCCAUUUGAACGGGUCCGUGCUCGACACGCCCGAGCUGUUUUGGGUUGAGCCAAGGCUCGAACCCGUUUACCAGGCCGUCAGGAGUUAUUUGGAGAUCGAUCAGCGCGUGAGGUUGCUGACGGAGAGGCUAGACGUGAUUGCGGAUCUGUUGGCUGUGUUGAAGGAACAGCUUAGCCAUGGCCAUGGGGAGAAGUUGGAGUGGAUUGUUAUCAUCCUCAUCGCUGCCGAGAUCGUCGUGGCCAUUGUCAACAUCAUAGUUGAUAUGAAUGCCGGUGUUGCUUAG